GGUGACGUCGCGGGCGCCGCUCGUCACGCAUCCUCUCCUCUUCUGCCAUUUUUUUCCUCCUGCUACUGGCUAACUUGCUAACCGAGGGGGUCUCCAUCAGCCGGAGGCGGGGGAAGACUGCGAGGCAGCGGAGAGAGGCAGUCACCGUACAGACCCGAACCUUCCCCGCAGAACCGGGAGGCUCUUCCGCACAGCGAACGGCUUCCAGAGAGGCGACAGCCAUGUCCGAUUUUGACAGCAACCCGUUCGCAGACCCGGACUUCAGCAACCCCUUUCAGGAUCCCUCUGUGACGCAGGUGACCCGGUCUGCCCCUCCUGGUGGUCUGGAGGAAUAUAACCCCUUCACAGACGGCAGAACGGCAGCCCCUGGAAAUGCCCCCAAAUCGACUCCUGCCCCUGCCCAGAACACACAACCUGCCAUCAUGAAGCCCACAGAAGAGCCACCAGCUUAUUCACAGCAACAGACUCAGCAGAGGCGUAAUGAGGACCAAGCACGUGCUCAGGCUGAGUUGUUGAGAAGGCAGGAGGAGUUAGAGAAGAAAGCAGCGGAGCUUGAUCGCCGCGAGAAAGAGUUGCAGUCCCACGGAGCCGCGGGAGGGCGUAAGAACAACUGGCCUCCACUGCCAGAGAAGUUCCCUGUUGGCCCAUGUUUCUACCAUGAUAUUGCUGUGGACAUUCCUGUAGAGUUCCAGAAGACAGUCAAGAUCAUGUACAACCUUUGGAUCUUCCAUGCAGGCACGCUCUUUGUGAACAUGUUCGGCUGCCUGGCCUGGUUCUGUGUGGACACAUCUCGUGGCGUAGAUUUUGGCCUGGCGAUGCUCUGGUUUCUGCUGUUCACCCCCUGUUCUUUCGUCUGCUGGUACAGACCGCUCUACGGGGCUUUCAGGAGUGACAGUUCGUUCCGCUUCUUUGUCUUCUUCUUCGUCUACAUCUGUCAGUUUGGAGUUCACGUCCUGCAAACUAUCGGCAUCACCGGCUGGGGGACAUGUGGCUGGAUUACAGCUUUAACUGGUCUGAACACCAGCAUCCCAGUGGGCAUCAUCAUGUUACUGAUCGCAGCUCUGUUCACUGCACUGUCCGUGGGCUCUCUCAUCAUGUUUAAAAAGGUGCACGCUCUCUAUCGUACCACCGGUGCCAGUUUUGAGAAGGCUCAGCAGGAGUUUGCGACCGGAGUCAUGUCCAACAAGACCGUUCAGACGGCAGCCGCCAAUGCUGCCGCUAACGCUGCAACCAACGCCGCUCGUGGGGCCUUUAAACCUCAUCCAUAAACCGACACACACACACACACGCUUACACACAGUGACAAGGUGGAGAUGCACAGCUCUGGCCCUGCUGGUUCUCAGAUCAAAUUGAUUUUUAAUUUAUGAAUGUUGCAAUGCUACGGUUGCCCUGCACACUCUGCUAAAGAAAAGUGUAACGUAAAUAACAGACAAGUGUCCAGAGCUGUUCAUCCUCAUGUAUCAGUGAAAACUCUUCUACAUCCGCCCUGGCUGCUUUUCAGUCAGGCGACCAUCUGCUCACAUCCCUUUGAAACAUCCACGUACUGACUUGAGGUGUGUUCCGAGUGUGUGGGAUUCCAUCUCACUCUCUCGUUCUCACUCCUUUUCCUCUUCCUGUUCCUCUGUCCUCCUCUGUCUGGUGAUGAUAGUGCAUCCGGACAUGACUGUCUAGCAUUCCUUAUUUUUGUCAUGGUGAUGACGUCUAAACAGCUUCCUGCCUGGUUAUUGGUUAAUACAGCAUAGAGUCAUGAAAAGUGAUAAUCCGCUCAUGGUGUUUUGCACAUUAUUCAGUUUUUCUUGGUCAGAUACUGAAAGUACAGUAUAUGUUGGAUUGGCUGCAGCUGCGUGUGAAUGUGUACUUCACUUGAAAGGACAAAAUUGUGGCUUUUCAUGAUCUUCCGGUGCUUGAACAUGAAGGUAUGAAAUUUGAAUUUUACCUUGUACUCUAUCAGUGCUUCAUCUCUCAGACAAUACCCUUCUCGUUAUGCUAAAACCUAAUUCUUAUAAAUAGGAGUAUGUCUGUAUGUCCUUCCUUAAGGACCUGCCCCCAACAGAGCUCCAGUGACACCUGUCAGGUGAAAUCUUUCCUCUCUGUCCGAUUUUCUUUGACUGGGCCGGGUCGGCAUCUCUGAUGCUAACUAAGAUCUGACAGCAUGUAAACAACGUGCAUGUUAAGCACACUGAAGGUAGAAGUCGCUCCCUCCGCUAUUGGCUGGAUCAGGGGAACGUCUACCUAUUUAUUUCCCAUCAGUUCCUGUGAGAAGCGAGCUGCAGAGUUAUUGCAUGUCCCUGUGGCUGUUUGACUGAUUGACGACGUUUGGAUCUAUUCGUGGAGACGCACUGAACACCAAGGUCAGUGUAGGUCACCAGUUCUCACCACAAACUUUCAGUCCGGUGCUCUUGUGCAUUAAAAGGGGGGAGAACACCUGAGGAAUAAUUGCGUUUCCUUUUACGUAUGCGUGGCAUUAAUUGUGUGGUUCCCCCCUCAGUUGUUUUUGUAGCCCUUCACACUAACGGCGCUAUGAGUCUGGAGAGCUGCUCGGUCGUGGCCUCCUGUUGAAAAGGACGCAUAAUAACGUACAAAGUGAUAACUGAGAGAAGGGACCUGGCUUUUCCCACUGAACAUGACCUGGACAGUGAUGAAGCUAUGAUUUUCUGUUUCCUGAGAUUAUCCUGAAUACACGAACCAGUAAAAACACUGAUACUGCUUGUAUGUACACUAACAGUCUGUUUGCAUUUUUACAGACAAAGCCAGCCACUGAUUUUCCCAUCAGCACUUGCCUCAAAAGUUUCUCAGCCAUUAAGAACAUUAAGAUAAGAGAGAACUGGAGGUGACACAGUGAUAUCACUAAGAUAUGUUAAUUUAUAUACAAUAAUAACAGUGUUAUUCAGCACUAAGUUGUAGAGACUACUGUCAUUGAAGUGAAGUAUGGUUGCGGGUUACAUACGUGUAUCUCUCAUCAUCGUGGUGAGUGAAGACGUACAUGAUCGAUGACUGGUGACUGGUGCUGCUGUUACCACAUUGCAAAUGUGCAGCUUAAGAUCAAUAACUCGUCUUGACAUAGCAAGAAAACGUCUUGGCAGCAUUUUGUUUUUCGAAAUAUCUUUGUUUUAAACUCAUUGCACAUUUCUUGUUUUGCGUUAAACUUAGAGCAAAAGACAAAACAUGUUUUUAUUUAUGGUGUAAUUUAAGUUGUUCACAUUUCUUUCGUGUUUGGUUUGAUUUUACAUUAUGUAUUAUGUUUGUGUGUUUUUUUUGUAUUAAUGACAUCAACGUAGCAUAAGCUAGAUAAAAAAAAAGUGUUUAACGACUUUGCAACUGGACCCUGACGGAGUUGUGCUCGUGUGGAUGAGGAUGUGUGUAUGACUGGUAUGAAAGAAAGAAAAAAUCUCCCUCAAGUGUUAUUCUAAUUCCUGAAAAGCUGUGAGAGAUCAACCAAAUGUCCAUUUAGAUUUGUUUUUAAAUCUCUGUUCGUGACGUGUUCCCUUGCCAUGUUUUACUUUUAGGUAUUAACACAACUUAUCUUUGCUACACACAUGAUUUCCAUGUAUCUAUAGUUUUAAGCAGUUGUUAAAUAAAGCCAUUGCCUAUGUGGGUGAGUAGUUGAUGUAUUUGGCGAGCUGGUCCGCAGUACAGAACGUGUUUGAAGUUUGCUGACACAUUAUUUCACUGAAUCAGAGAAAAAACUCAUUCGAAAGGGACACUUGUAUAUUUUGUAAAGUUGAAAAUUUGAUCCCCAUUAUCAGUCACAUGUAAAAAGAAAAUGUAAUGCACUCUCGUCUGGCCUUUGUCGCAUGUGAAAUAGUUUGAGUUUUGUAUAUUUAUGGUAUUAACAUGAAAUAAAAUUUGAAAGAAA
Molecule: messenger RNA, 3856 nt
Organism: Hippoglossus stenolepis (Pacific halibut)
Lineage: Eukaryota; Metazoa; Chordata; Actinopteri; Pleuronectiformes; Pleuronectidae
Product: secretory carrier-associated membrane protein 1
Exons: 10
Coding region: 222-1268 (348 amino acids)
Biological process (GO): protein transport
Cellular component (GO): trans-Golgi network membrane; recycling endosome membrane
Source: RefSeq, a predicted model, not a curated record